Molecule: messenger RNA, 3443 nt
Organism: Pungitius pungitius (ninespine stickleback)
Lineage: Eukaryota; Metazoa; Chordata; Actinopteri; Perciformes; Gasterosteidae
Gene: atp2a1
Product: ATPase sarcoplasmic/endoplasmic reticulum Ca2+ transporting 1
Exons: 25
Coding region: 170-3160 (996 amino acids)
Biological process (GO): intracellular calcium ion homeostasis; calcium ion transmembrane transport
Cellular component (GO): membrane
Molecular function (GO): P-type calcium transporter activity; ATP binding; ATP hydrolysis activity
Source: RefSeq, a predicted model, not a curated record
CAGUUCAGGGCUCCGAGAGGAGAGCAACAGCCCAGAGAGCGAGCGAGAGAGAGAGAGAGAGAGAGAGAGCGCGAGGAGGUAGAGAGAGACCAGGUGUGAACACAGGAGGGUUGCCAGUUUUUAAUCCCAAUCCCACACUUCAAGAAAGUGCCUCUCCGUUUCAGCGAGGAUGGAGAACGCACACAUGAAAGAGUCGCCAGACGUUCUGACUCACUUUGGCGUCACUGAAGAAAUCGGCCUUUCACCCGAGCAGUUCAAGAAGAACCUGGAAAAGUAUGGCUACAACGAGCUGCCGGCGGAGGAAGGAAAGACCAUCUGGGAGUUGGUGGUGGAACAGUUUGAGGACCUGUUGGUCAGAAUCUUACUGCUGGCCGCCUGCAUCUCUUUUGUGCUGGCGUUGUUUGAGGACAGCGAGGAGACCGUCACUGCCUUCGUCGAGCCCUUAGUCAUCCUCCUCAUCCUCAUUGCAAAUGCUGUCGUUGGAGUGUGGCAGGAGCGCAAUGCGGAAAGUGCCAUUGAGGCCCUGAAGGAGUACGAGCCCGAGAUGGGGAAAGUUUACCGGUCGGACAGGAAGAGCGUUCAGAGAAUCAAGGCCAGGGAGAUCGUUCCCGGGGACGUGGUGGAGGUUUCCGUUGGUGACAAAGUGCCAGCUGACAUCAGGCUCAUCUCCAUCAAAUCCACCACCCUGCGCGUGGACCAGUCCAUUCUCACCGGUGAGUCCGUCAGCGUGAUCAAACACACCGAUGCCGUGCCCGACCCCCGAGCCGUCAAUCAGGACAAGAAGAACAUGCUGUUUUCCGGAACCAACAUCGCUGCAGGAAAAGCCACCGGCAUCGCCGUCGCAACCGGCGUCUCCACUGAGAUCGGAAAGAUCCGCGACCAGAUGGCUGCCACCGAGCAGGAGAAGACGCCUCUGCAGCAGAAGCUGGACGAGUUCGGAGAGCAGCUCUCCAAGGUCAUCUCCCUCAUCUGUGUGGCCGUGUGGAUAAUCAACAUCGGCCACUUCAACGACCCCGUCCACGGGGGCUCCUGGAUCCGCGGGGCUGUCUACUAUUUCAAGAUUGCCGUGGCUCUGGCUGUGGCCGCCAUCCCCGAAGGUCUGCCCGCCGUCAUCACCACCUGCCUGGCUCUGGGGACGCGUCGCAUGGCCAAGAAGAACGCCAUCGUCAGGAGCCUCCCCUCCGUGGAGACCCUGGGCUGCACCUCGGUCAUCUGCUCCGACAAGACCGGCACCCUCACCACCAACCAGAUGUGUGUGACAAAGAUGUUCGUCAUCGAUAAAGUCGAUGGGGACAACGUCUCCCUCGGCCAGUACGACAUCUCGGGCUCAAAGUACACCCCCGAGGGAGAAGUUACGAGGAACGGCUCGUCGGUGAAGUGCGGCCAGUACGACGGGCUGGUGGAGCUGGCUACCAUCUGCGCCCUGUGCAACGACUCCUCUCUGGACUACAACGAGUCGAAGGGCAUCUAUGAGAAAGUGGGCGAGGCCACUGAAACGGCGCUGUCCUGCCUGGUGGAGAAGAUGAACGUGUUCAACACCGAAGUGCGCGGCCUGUCCAAGGUGGAGAGGGCCAACGCUUGCUGCUCUGUGAUCAAGCAGCUGAUGAGGAAGGAGUUCACCCUGGAGUUCUCCAGGGACAGAAAGUCCAUGUCAGUUUACUGCUCUCCUGCCAAGUCCGGCAAAGGCCCCGUAGGAAACAAGAUGUUUGUCAAAGGGGCUCCAGAAGGUGUCAUUGACCGCUGCGCCUACGUCCGCGUGGGCACCGCCCGCGUACCCAUGACCGGCCCGGUCAAAGACCACCUGCUGUCGGUCAUCAAGGAGUGGGGCACCGGGCGGGACACCCUCCGCUGUCUGGCACUGGCCACCUGCGACACGCCGACGAGGAAGGAGGACAUGAAACUGGAGGACGCCACCAAGUUCAUCAACUACGAGACUGAAAUGACCUUUGUGGGCUGCGUUGGCAUGCUCGACCCGCCCCGUAAGGAAGUCAUGGGCUCCAUUGAGCUGUGCCGGGCCGCCGGUAUCCGCGUCAUCAUGAUCACCGGUGACAACAAGGGCACGGCCGUGGCCAUCUGCCGCCGCAUCGGCAUCUUCACCGAGGACGAGGACGUCACCGGCAAGGCCUUCACCGGCCGCGAGUUCGACGACCUCGACCUGUACGACCAGAAGAUCGCCGUUCGGAAGGCCUGCUGCUUCGCCAGGGUGGAGCCGUCCCACAAGUCGAAGAUCGUCGAGUUCCUGCAGGGCUUUGAUGAGAUCACCGCCAUGACCGGUGACGGAGUAAACGAUGCCCCCGCCUUGAAGAAGGCGGAGAUCGGCAUCGCCAUGGGCUCUGGCACUGCCGUUGCCAAGUCUGCCUCCGAGAUGGUCCUCGCCGACGACAACUUCUCCUCCAUCGUGUCCGCCGUCGAGGAGGGCCGCGCCAUCUACAACAACAUGAAGCAGUUCAUCCGCUACCUCAUCUCCUCCAACGUCGGCGAGGUCGUCUGCAUCUUCCUGACGGCGGCGCUGGGUCUGCCCGAGGCUCUGAUCCCCGUCCAGCUGCUGUGGGUCAACCUCGUGACCGACGGUCUGCCCGCCACCGCGCUGGGCUUCAACCCUCCCGACCUGGACAUCAUGGGCAAAGCCCCCCGCUCGCCCAAAGAGCCGCUCAUCUCCGGCUGGCUCUUCUUCAGAUACAUGGCCAUCGGAGGUUACGUUGGUGCUGCAACCGUCGCAGCAGCCGCCUGGUGGUUCCUGUACUGUGACGAAGGCCCGAUGGUUUCCUUCCACCAGCUGUCCCACUUCAUGCAGUGCAGCGAGGACAACGAGGACUUUGAGGGGAUCCACUGCGAGGUGUUCGAGGCUGCCCCCCCGAUGACCAUGGCUCUGUCUGUGCUGGUCACCAUCGAGAUGUGCAACGCACUGAACAGCUUGUCUGAGAACCAGUCCCUGGUGCGCAUGCCCCCCUGGAGCAACCUCUGGCUGGUGGGCGCCAUGACACUCUCCAUGUCCCUCCACUUCAUGAUCAUCUACGUUGACCCCCUCCCCAUGAUCUUCAAGCUCACUCACUUGAACGUGGAGCAGUGGCUGAUGGUGCUGAAGCUCUCCUUCCCAGUCAUCCUCAUUGACGAGGUUCUCAAGUUUGUGGCUCGCACGUAUCUGGAGGGGAAAGUCUAGAGGGGAGGAGCGACGGAGGAGAAGCAGAGCGAGCGAGGAGAAGCAGAGCGAGCGAGGAGAAGCAGAGGCUGGAGAGAGAACAGCUGAGCGCUGAAGGAGCAGAUCAAAACGUCGAGUGGCAUGAAUACAAAAGAAAAACACAUGCGCCAUCUGAAAAUACACCAAAAGAAAGCUGCAAAAUAUUUUUCUGUGUAUGUACUGAAGUUAAUAUAUAUAUAGGUGAGAGUUAUUAAAACUAUUGUGUUGAUUCUAUUCUUAAAGAAUAAAGAUAUGUAUUAAAGAA